AUGGGCCGGUUCGUCCGCGUGACGGGGGAGGGUGGUGUGGAUGUGCGUUCGGCCAUGAUGGCUAUUGGGAAGCUUCGGAAGCCCGUCGCUACUCCAUCACUGCAGAAAUUGCUCUCCCUCGAACAGGACUUUGCCAGCUUCGACGAGCAAUUAUCCCAAGCCGCCCAGAUAGUUGGGCUCGAAGAGCUUCUUGCAGGAGCAGAUGAAAACACUCGUCCUGCUCUCAGUAAACAGCGCUUCCAUAGCAGGUCGGAAUGGGUGCUCCGCUGGUUGCUUGAAAAACUAAAGGCAAAGGACGAGGUGGGCCGCACAGCGAGGGCGAGCGCAAGAGCAUGGAAACUUUUAUCAGGGCUUCUAUAUACACUUCCCACGUCGAAUGCGGCCAAACUGCUCAACGGAUCCCAGUUUCUUUUGGUAUUGGAGAGAGCUCUGCUGGAGAAUUUUGCCGAGGACGCCAGAGGCGGAUGGAUCACUGACUCGGUCGAUCAAGAUGCACCAGCAUCUACCAGACGUGAAAGCACAUCGGGAUCGAGUGCUACUCUGGAAGAGCAGCCUCGUCCGUCCAAGAAGCGAAAGCGGCACAACGGAUCGCCUAAGGAGCCUGUUACUACGAAGUCAACUACACGUACUAUGAAGUCCGUCACGGAACUGUUUAAGUGCAUUGCGGCCGUUGUCGAAGCUAUCCAUGAGCAGUCUUCUCCAUCAAGCCAGGAUGACAAUGGGACAGUCGCAUCCGCGCACAUGAGGGCAGUCUUACGGACCGACACCGCGCAAGCAGCGCUCAUACUCAAACUAUGGAUUGUUGCGCUAUGCAAUAUGAUCCGGAGCUUCGCACAAGCCCAGAAUCCAUUAGAGGGCUGGAAGGGACGUGCACAGUAUUUAUCCUCUGUUAUACGCAUAUGGUACAUGAGGUCACUCGAUCUUGACGAUGAGUCUGAGAUUUCUGCCGCAGUCUUCUCGUCAGAAUGCCUUGUACCCGUCACUCAGCUACUCUCCGUUGUUAUGCACGGCUCCAAAGGGACCAACAGCCAACGAGCUCUAAUUAAGGACGAAGAAGAAUCGAUCCGUCAGCUUGAGCAGCUGCUGGCAAGGCAUCUGUUUAUCCCGUCCCGUACAGCGUACUUUGCGGCCCCCCAAGACAGGACGUCAACUGCACAAACUGCACGGCAGACGGCUCCCAACGACACCCUGCGCGAGCGACUACAGCCAAUCAAGUCUUACAUAGUAGCUAGCGCCCCGAAUGACCACUCUACCGCAGAGGAGAGUCUGCAGAAGACAGAGAUCGCCUUCGGCGCUAUGCCGCUGCUAUUCGAUGUAGCCAUUCGAUGUUCUCCCAACCUGACUAUCAAGCGAAAACAUACUGAGGCACCUUGGAUAAACCAUGUGUUCACAGUGCUCAUGGAUUGUACAUGUGCGACCAAGCCCGGAGCUCCUAACUCUCUUCUCGCGCAAAUGCAAGCUCGGACUCUGGAAAGCCUUCUAGACGUCAUCAUCAGAAGGAGGAUGUCUCUUGAUGAGAAUGUUCUCAAGAUUGUAAUAGACGGACACUCUGGAAACCUCCAUGCCAGUGAUGUUACUCGGGACGUCCGGUGGAGUCUGAUCGCUAAAGUUACUGCCCUUGAUCCAGACAUCUUCAUCAAUAGGCGCAAGCCUAGCAAAACUGAUCGCGAUGAGAUAUCAAUCCCCACAGUCACGACUGGUUUAGCGGAUGCCGUGUCGAGAAUGGACCUUCCGAGUGACGUAUAUCAGAACCCCCAGGAAACACCAUGGAGGAUCGUUAUUAAAUCCAUUCUCAUACCACUCAUGCAGGCAUACGCUCGCAACAGGAACCUUGUCGGUUUUCUGACAGUAUGGCAAGCGCAGCUAGAACACCGAUUGUCUGUAUGGUUGACGGAUGUAGAAGAGCAAAAUGUCUCCGAUCGCCCACCGAUUCCAGGCCGACGGCCGGUGAUCUGGGAAGAUUCAGAGCUCAUCAAAGCCCUGCGACCGCUACUUGAGGCUUCGCUCACUGGCAGGCAAAUUGCAGAGGAGCUGACGAGCUAUGGGUCCCCCCUCCACGAGCUCCGUGAGUCGAUCGAAGAGAACGAUAAGAUAGCGAUGCUAGACGAUGGAGAGCCUAGCAUCUCUUCAUCCUCUAACUUGUUUUCCGGGGGCCCUCGACGGAAGCAUUUGCUGGAUUGCCUCCCUUCGGGUGAGCGGCACCUUUGGGCGAGCGCGGCGGCCAGCCACGUUGUCCUCGAUGCCAUGCUAGGUGCGCUUCAAUCAGACUCACUGCUUGAGGAACUUGUUCCUCAACUUCAGAGUCUGUUCAAUGAUUUGAGCAAACUUGCUGCGGACGCAACGAUCAAAUGCUGCGAGCUUCUGCCAAGCACAUGGCGUAUCUUGGGUCGUUUACAUGAGCUUCUGCUUCCUUUUGUUGACGACUCCGCUCUCGAAGCGCAAUGUGAGAUCGCGUGGCACGCCCAAGGACGCCUUCCACUGGUAAACGCAGCGUUUGAAUGCCUUGAGAAUCCGAUAUCACCGGAACGCUUUGAUAGUCUGGAACUUUACCACCACAGUAUGCGCGUUGACGCCUUUUCGUUCCUCGUCAUCAUGGUCCACAGCUUUGCGUCAGGCUCUGACUUACGAGUAAAAGCGACCGAAGCGCUGAAUGCCGCAAUUCAGACCCUUUUUGAACCUCAAUACGGGCCAAUUGGACGUCCCUUCUAUAAUGCGAUCAAGGAUACUGCUUCAGAUGAAGCAAAGGACUUUGUAAAGCAUGCGGCUUUAGUACUGAGUUUCGCGUCCCAGUUCGUCCGCUUUCCUGACGUAUUUCAAUUCCUUGAAUCAGAGCCGCGUCGUGAUUUCUUCGAUCUGGUGUAUUGGUGUGCGCUGGAGGAGCAUUCGUCGCCUUUCAUUGCAAAGCAAGUCCAGACUUACGGGGCGCCGCCUUCCGCAUUCGAUGCUGUGAUUGACUCCGUCUGUACCAACGCCCCAUCGGCUGUUAGAGAUGACCUAUUUCAGGUUCUCGUGGAGGGGGGCUCAGCUAAGGAUCUCUCAGAUGAAGACGAAAGCCUGCGCUGGGAUGUCGUCGGUUUCUCCGAGCGGUGCUUUCAUCGGAUCCCGCUUGCUGCUAUGGGUCGCAAAUACAGAGAAGCUGUGCUGGACAAGGCUCUGGAAAUCGCUAAGCGUGCAAGGGGCAAGCGCAAACCGACCGAGCUUGCGAAUCACUUCAGCGUCAUGUUGAAGCUAAUGGAGGUCCCAAAUGCCACAGCCAAGCUGUGUGUUGAUUCGAAAGAGCUGGUAGUCCUAGCGAGCACUCUCAACAACGAAGACGUUGCGGAAGAGCCGACACUAGUCGAGCUACUUGGAGCACUUGUACAGCAGACUCUGCAGCAUGUUUUGGCCACCAAGGAACAGGAACGAAGCAAGCAGUAUAUUGACGGUCUACGCACCAGCUUGCUUAGCUACAUCCACGAUGAAGGCUUUCCUACCGGACACCCUGGCAUAGCUAUGCUGUUGCGGCAGGCGGUCCCGCUAUUGGUUAACGACAACGUACCGUCUUCCGAACACAACGGGACUGGAAAGUAUUUGUCUGCGUUACAGGCUGGGCUUAGUGAACAGGACCAUAUGCCCGAGAAUGAAGAGCUGUUCGUCGGCCAUGAGUUUAAGGCCCUUGUGGGUGCUGUUAUUGAACUGCCACGCGUCACUGACGAUCAGCAUGACCCUCUCAGUCCUCUGGAGACUGCAUGGAAUAAGUACGCAAAGAUCGUAAUGUCGCCCUCUACAGAGACACCCAAGCUUGACUUGGAGGAUUCGGCGUGGGUUUUGAUACAUCAGCUGGCCGGAAAGAGACACCUGCAGGAUCAUCUGGAAGCGUACGUUGGUUUGUCGCGCAGCGUUCUACGCAGGGAUUUGUCCGCUCGGGACUAUCGCAAAGUUGUACGAAACUUCCAGGACGCGUUGCAAGAAAUCCCCGUUGAACAUCAGAGAGUUGUUGUCAAUCUGCUCCACGACCGCGACGACGGGCAGAUACCCUCGCCAGAAUCUCUGGAGUUGAUCCAUUCCAUCAUCCGACUGUCCAGACGCAUCUCUUCAAAGUCAUCCGAGGAUGCCGAGCAAAGCCCGGGAGCAACGCCUUCACCAACAGAUUGCUCUCUCUUCACCUCCCUUUGCGCCCUUCUCCCAAGGGUCCCGGAUAUCCGCCGCUUCCACCUGUUGGCAGAAUGCAUCAUGACUGUCCUACAAGAGAAGCAUUGGCCAAUCACACAAUACGCCGUCGACACCCUUCUCGCGUCCCUCACAGUCCUCUCCUCUCUCUCCGCUCCCAUUCUCCCCACCGAACACGCGAGUGCUAUCUAUCUCCGCCUCUGCUCAAUCACCCACUCACUCAUCUCGAUCCGCCGCACAAAGCUCGGCGGCCGCUUCCACAUCCUCAUGCCCCUCCUUCAAGCCCUCCUAAGCUGCCUCUACAUCCCCGAAAGCCGCCACAGCACCGCUCUCCCUCUACCACCCUGGCUCGAUUCUCGUAAGCCCCUCCUAGGUCAAAAGCACGCAACGGCCUACGCCCGCCUCCUUACAACGCUCUGCUCCCCGACCGUCUCCUCCGUCUCGCGCAAGCGGAAGCACGACGAUGCCGCCCUGACGGACGAAACGAAGAAGGCGAGGGAAUAUGUGGGGCAGUAUAUUCCGCUUGUGUUGAUGCAGUAUUGCAGCCUCCAGCUUAGGGGGAAGGUGGCGGAGGGUGUGAGGGAGAGACUGCAGCCGGGGCUGUGGGUGGCUAUGGAUGUUGUGGGGUUGGAGGGGAUGAGGGCAAUGAGUGCGGGGAUGGAUGGGCCGGGGAGGGCGGUUUGGAGGGGGCUCUAUGGGGAGUGGAAUCGGUUUGGGAGGUGGAAGGAACGAUGA
Messenger RNA from Coniosporium apollinis CBS 100218, 4884 nucleotides. RefSeq lists its product as uncharacterized. Gene Ontology annotation, cellular component: nucleolus. Gene Ontology annotation, biological process: ribosome biogenesis. The transcript has 7 exons. The record is from RefSeq and is a predicted model, not a curated record. Bases 1 to 4884 code for a protein of 1627 amino acids. Lineage: Eukaryota; Fungi; Ascomycota; Dothideomycetes.